This is a messenger RNA of Ceratina calcarata, 1410 nucleotides long. Its product is annotated as putative gustatory receptor 28b. Bases 1 to 1239 code for a protein of 412 amino acids. Gene Ontology annotation, biological process: chemosensory behavior; male courtship behavior; sensory perception of taste. The record is from RefSeq and is a predicted model, not a curated record. Lineage: Eukaryota; Metazoa; Arthropoda; Insecta; Hymenoptera; Apidae. Gene Ontology annotation, cellular component: membrane; dendrite; axon. The transcript has 7 exons.
AUGGGCGUGCUAGACUUGAAACCGAAUCUUUUAAACAAGAUUUACGAGUAUGUAUACACCGCGAUUUCUUUGAUACUGUUAAACAGUAUGAUAGUAUUAUUUUGGUCAAGGCUUGACGAAGUGAAUUACAACAUUCAAUUAAACAAGAUAGAAGACUUAGUAGGCAAUACAUCUUACUUCAUACAAAUAACGAUAUUAAAUAUAGUGAUAAUCCUCAGCAGAAUAAACUCGCAGAAAUUACGAAAGGUAUUGGAACUCAUCGAAUCGUACAAUCGAAAAAUGGAGAACAUGGGAUUGGCGACUCGACAUCAAGCACUGUUUAUGUACCAGAUAAAAAUUAUCUCAUUAUACGGGAUCGCCAUAAUUAGUUACUUUGUAGUAAUGCAUAUAAUCUAUUACAAAGGUCUUAUGAAAAUUACGAUAGAGAGUAAAUUAUGCCUGACGUUUAUACAGAUUACAAUUUCAUUUUUAACUUGCGUUUCGGACAUUUCCUUCUGUAUCUGGAUCAAGUACUUCAGGAUUAAAUUUGAACAAAUGAAUGAGAUGGUGCGCGGUAUGUUAACAACGACGCCGGAUUCUCCGCAGCAUAGAAGAGUCUUGGGGUUGCAGUACGACUUUAAGAAUAAAAUGUUCACCUCGUUCAGAAAUGAAUCCAAACGCGGAAGCAACGCGAGUGCUUACAUAAUUAGAACACUAAAGCAAAGACAUUUGGAGCUGAUAAAGAUCGCGAGAAUGAUGAACACUGCAUAUGGAAUACAGAUUGCGUUGAUGAUGACUGUCUCAUUUGUUUCUACAAUUGCUCUCCUAUACAUGUGGUACAGGACCAUAUGGAUGAAUUAUGAGAUCCUCGUUCUUCUGUCUGAAACGAUGCCUUUCGCCUAUUACAUUCUGUUUUCCUUAUGGCGAAUAGUUUACGAGAAUCACGUGUGUGCCAAAACGUGUUCAGAGGCACUUGAGAUCGGCGAUAUUAUUUGCGAACUUCAUGAACCAUCAGCUAGCAAAGAAUUUCGUACGGAGAUCCAGGAUUUUACUUUACAGCUGAUACAGAAUCCAUUGAUAUUCACUGGCUACGGAUUUUUCGACUUGGGCCACGCAUUUAUUCAAGAGGUACUAGGCUCGAUCACCACGUACCUCGUAAUUCUGAUUCAAGUAGGAGACAUGUCGACUAUGUUCACAGAAACUGGGAACAAUAAUAGUACCGAAAAUGGAACUUCACCAAUGCAAAACGAAGAUCUUUAAAAUUUUUUAAAUUCUAUCAAACCUCCUUCCUCUGACAUCGUAAUUAUCAGUCAGCUAAUCUUUAUGCAAAAGAAAAUGUUUGUGAUGACAAUUUAAAAAUGAAAUCUCUUAAGAGAUAAUCGUGUGUAUGACAUUUUUGUAUCUUUUACACUCUCUGCAGAUGUACAAAGU